Messenger RNA from Spinacia oleracea (spinach), 2429 nucleotides. RefSeq names its product nucleolin 2. Gene Ontology annotation, biological process: regulation of mRNA stability. Lineage: Eukaryota; Viridiplantae; Streptophyta; Magnoliopsida; Caryophyllales; Amaranthaceae. Bases 96 to 2108 code for a protein of 670 amino acids. The record is from RefSeq and is a predicted model, not a curated record. The transcript is spliced from 11 exons. Gene Ontology annotation, cellular component: cytoplasm; nucleus. Gene Ontology annotation, molecular function: poly(A) binding.
CCAUAACAACCGACCUCUCCUCUUCCAUGCACCCUGCCUUCAUACCUGGAGAGAAGAAAGAUAGAAAAAGACAGUGAGCGUAGGAAGAAGCAAAAAUGGUAGUUUUGCCAGAAUUUCCAAAAUCCUUCAAAUUAAGCAGAAAAUCGGACUUUGCUUCCAAACUUAAACCCCUCAUUUUACAUAAACUCAACCAAUAUGGCUUUGAUUACUCCGACGGCGUCCUCGCUGAGUACAUUACAAUUUUGGUAUGUAAUGGGAAAAACCAGAACCAUGUAAGAGACGGUUUGCAGGCAUUUCUUGGGAUAAGGACUGAGGAAUUUGUGUCUUGGCUAUGGAAGUUUCUCCUGAAGAAUGAGACACAAUUUACUGCUGCAGUAUCAUCAGUUCGAAAGGAUAAGAUUUCCCAUAGUUCUCGUGACAUUGAUAGAGACAAAGAUGAUGCAAGUAGAACAUUUAAAAAUUGUAAGAGUCAGGGAAACAGGGGCUCUGCCAGCUUGAUGGCUGAACGUGAAGAAACAUGUUGUUCAUUGAAGCAAACUUGUAAAUCUGAUGAUAUCGAACCAUCAAAGAAUCAUCAUCCUCCCCCAGCAAAAGAGAUGACAAAUAGCCCCAUUCAGUCAAAUGUCCCCCAAAGCAAAGUACCUAAUUUUAGUUCUUUGAUAAAGGUGACGUCAUCAGUAAGGAAGUAUGAAAUUGAAAGAGUGGAUGGCUUUGAAAAGCGUUCUAGGUAUCCUGACUUGUUCCCCCGGACCACUUCUUUAAAGGAGGAUUUGGCUUCUGAACUCAAGUACCCCCCUGCUUCUGUAGCAAAGUCUUCCCGUUGCAGCAAGCUGGCAGAUAAGAAAUCUGCUCCUGUAUUGGGGAGGCCCCCAGCUUCUUUACCAGAAAGGAGUCCUGCUUCUGGAACAUAUUUUUCUAAUGUCAGUAAGCUCUCAGUAGUUCCAUCCUCCGGUAUCAACCAGUCACGGCAAAGUGUUUGGGACAGAUUAGGAAAGCCACCAAAAGAUGUGCCAUCCAGAAGCCAGAUUGCUGAUGUUUGUGCAAGAGACAAGGCUCAUUGCAAUAAAAGUUGGACUGACCAAAAUUCAGCAUUGAUUCCUAAACCUUCUGCUCAGAUGGAUCAGGAUUCUCCCUUGCCUGCUCUGUCUAUAGUUCAAGGCAGAAGACGGUUGAAACAAGGUCAUCAGGUUGUUCAGGGAGAUGGUGCUCAAAAAAAUUAUGACGCCAUGAGACCAAAAAAUGUUGAUAAGACAGACGCUGAGAUACCAUCUAUUAUUAAUAUUGGAAGAAAGAGGCAAUUUGGUGAGAUUAACAGCAACAUAGAUGCGGGUAUGGUGACAAUGAAGAGAGCAGAUAACCAAUUUGAAAAAACUUGCCAAUCCCAUAAGAUAUCAGAGUUUCCAUCAGAGGCUUCUCAUUCUGUUGACCCUCAAGUAAAUGAAAUAAAAUUGCGAAUGCGUCAGAUUGAGAUAGAGAUGGUUAAGCUCCGAACAAAGCAAACAUUAAUGGAGGCAGAUGGAAAGACCAACUUAUUGACAAACUGUGGUACGAUGAAGCCAACAGAGGAUAAAUCAAGAACAGUGCUCGUGACUAAUGUGCAUUUCGAGGCAACAAAAGAAACUCUAUCUUUGUACUUCCGAAAGUGUGGAGCUGUAGUAGACAUCAAAUUAGCUGAUAAUGUGCCUUCUGCUCGAGAUAGGUCUGCUUACAUCACUUUCCAAAACAAGGAGGCUGCUGAUAAGGCUUUGGGAUUCAGUGGGGCAUCUUUUUAUUCAAGAAGCAUCAAGGUUUGUAGGAAUGGAGAAUUUCCCGGUCCAGCCACAGCAUCAGCCGGAAUUGCUGGCAAGAAGAUGCAGAUAACUCACUCGAAGAGCAACAUUGAUCCUGAAGGGUUAUCUGUUUCAGAGUCUCAUUUCAAGUGUCAGAAUGAACCUCUCUUUUCCACUCAUUUAGAACCCAUGUCUUCUUUCUGUGACCAAACAAAAACAGUUCCUGGAUGUCAGCAAGAACCUUCAGCUGCUUCUGCAGAGAUGGCUGGAGAAUCUGAGCAACAGAAUUUUGCAACUGACACAUUUGCCUCCCAGAAAGAGCCUCUGACUUCAUUUUGAAAGGCGGAAAAGUGCUCAGACAAAGAUCAACUGUUCUGCCAUGUUGGUGUCAAUUUUGCGGUGUUUGGCUGUGAGCUGUGGAUAAGAGUUUUAACUUGGGAUAUGUCGCAUAUACCUCAGUACAUGUUUUCUGCAUGUUAACUGUACAGAAAGAAAGAAAAAAAGAAUUGAUAGUAUGUCAUUUGUUGUUGGACAAGGAGAUUGGUUCCAGUGAUGGGUUGGGUUCCUCUGUUCCAGAAAUACAUUUCUUACUUCUAAGUUAUUACUACGCAAUUAAAAGUAUGUGCAUUGGCAACACAUGAGGUCAUGCAGAUUUCCACG